CAGCCAACUUCGAGUGUCAAAGGCAGAACCUCGCGGCUCAUCAAGCAACAUCCGUCUCGGACUCUUGAUGGAUUGUGCUAAGACCUUCCCAGCCAACUGUCGUCCGAACUGGAUUAAGCUCGCCUGAUUUUAUGCUCCACCAUAUUCCCAACUGACAUGAUGUAUAAAGGAACUUGGCUCCCACAUACCUUCUCAAAUCCACUCAUCAGCCCACUCACCAUUCUUUCCUUCAAUCCCUACCUGUUCCAUUCGUUUCACUGCCGGCCAGUCUUUAUUGUAUUCCUUCAUCAUGUAUACUUCCGUUUCAAAGCUUUUUGCUCUUGGCCUCUUGGCCGCCGCUCCGCUGGCAUCGGCUUACGCUAUACCAGCUCAAUCUCAAGACUUGGCCAGGUCUGUUGAACCGGUCGAGGCUAGACAUCACACUGAGGCGCAAAUCCAGGCCAAGAAGAACAAAGCUUCAAAAAGCGCUCGAGACAUUGAGAUCCUCGACAGUCGGGCGCCUCAUCAUACUGAGGCGCAAAUUCAGGCCAAGAAGAACAAAGCUUCAAAAAGCGCUCGAGACAUUAAGAUCCUCGACAGUCGGGCGCCUCAUCAUACUGAGUCUCAAAUUGCCGCCAAAAAGGCUAAGGGCGGUAAGAAUGCCCGUGAUUUAGUUGCUGAAGAGGCUCUUGAGACUCGCUCUCCUCAUCACACUGAGUCUCAGAUCGCAGCCAAGAAGGCAAAAGCUUCAAAAAAUGCUCGCGACAUUGAGCUCGAAUCUCGUACCCCUCAUCAUACUGAGUCUCAGAUCGCUGCUAAGAAAGCAAAAUCUGGAAAAAAUGCUCGUGAUCUAGCAGCUGAUGAGGCCCUUGAAGACGAGGAGGAUGCCGCUCUCGAGAACCGCGCCCCUCAUCAUACCGAGUCUCAAAUUGCAGCGAAGAAGGCCAAAGCUGGAAAAGAUGCUCGAUCUCUAUAGGUACUAACGACCUUGUUGAAAUCUAAAUCGUCAAGGAGAAAGCCUAGAAUAUGGUCCUCUCCCGAGUCCACUAGUGUUCCUUGCAGUUUAGGUCUUUACUUCUGUGGAUCGUCUUAUAGUCACUAUCCGGGUGCUUUCCCUAGGACAAAUGUCUGGCUUAGCUUGUACUACUUUGUAUAAAAUUCAUAGAUUCUGGCAGUCUAA
Messenger RNA from Cadophora gregata, 1159 nucleotides. RefSeq lists its product as uncharacterized. Lineage: Eukaryota; Fungi; Ascomycota; Leotiomycetes; Helotiales; Ploettnerulaceae. The transcript is spliced from 7 exons. The record is from RefSeq and is a predicted model, not a curated record. The coding region runs from base 290 to 955 and encodes 221 amino acids.